CAAACAGCAGCGAUUUGACGUAAACACAAACGGCUGACGGUUUUAAUUUUCUUUGUUCAACGAAUUAUUUUGUGAAAUUUGGUGCUAGAUUUUGAUUUAAAUUUGCAUUUUUAACUUCUAUGUGUUGAUAUUUUUGUCGCUGAAAUGUGGUCCAACUUUGAGCUAGUGUCGAUCGAAGACGAAACGCUGACCAGCGCCUUUUGCACCAACGGAUUGUUUCGGAUCUCCAGCGAAGAAAAGGUCGAAAAGCAUCCCCGCGUCACGGGAAUCCUCCAGAACCGCCGGUUGAUCAUUUCGAUCGACAAGGGACUGGUGCUGUUCCAGGACGAGAAUCGGUGCAACGAUGGCAACUUCCUGGACGCUUCGUACGACAUCGAGUGUCUGGCCGCUUCCGAAAGUGGUGAUCUAGUUAUUUGCGCGCUUGCCAAUGGAACCAUCUCCGGGUUCCACGUCCGAGGAGUGAAUCUGUUUACCAUCAACGUCCACCCGGACGACAUUAACCAGAAGCAAACCUUUGCCGAGAUUCGUCCCAUCAACGGCAGCUACUUUGUCCAGUGCUGCAUGGGACCGGUCUACCAGCUGCUGAUUGACGAGGACAAGGUGAACGAAACGAUGAAACAGCUGGACAGCAGCACGAUGGACACGACGCUGAACUUUGAUGAUUGCAUCACGGUGAACCGGGUCUUCGAGAAACAUCUGCGGGAACCGGUGACGAGUUUUGCACCGAUGGCGAACUAUGACCUGGGGAACGACACCGUGCACGCGGUGGUGAUGUCCGCCAGCACGGAGUCGAUUUACUUCCAGCGGACGGAGUGCUUCGAGAAGAUUCAUCUGAGGCCGGAGUAUUGCGGGAUUAAGCAGCUGUACAAUUUGGUCCAUUUCUACAUCGCCCUCACCAACAGCGGCCAACUGCUCGAGGUCUGCCCGGUAACCAAGCUGGCCUCCGACCUGCACGUACCCUACAAGGUGGACGAUUUCAUCAUCCUCGAGUGCACCGGCGACGUCAUCGAGCUGCUGCUGCUCACGAAACCCGACCUGAACGGCACCCGCCUAAUGAAGAUCGUCGACUUUCCCUCGAUGAACUGCAAGUACGAGCUGGACAUGGGCGAACACGUCUGGCUGGUCCAGCAACCGAAGAGCGCCCUCAACAUGUACUACAUCACGGGAAAUGCUCGCGAUCAGCACCACGUGCAGGAAAUCGAGAUGAAGAUUCUGUCGGAGACGCAACCGGCGCUGCGGCUGGACAAGCUGAUCCGCAAGGGACGGCUGGACGAAGCGGAGGAGUUUGCCAAGCAGUUCGAUCUGAGUCUGCAGCCGAUUCAUCAGGCUCGGACGAAGGCCCUGUUGGCGGACAUGGCCGCCAGUAAGAACGCUUCGGCGGAUGAGCUGGAGGGGAUGUUUGGGCAGGUGAUGGAGGUGCUUAACCUGAUUGAGGAUCCGGCGUUUUUGAUGACGGUGAGGAUGUCGUCGAUUCCGGAGCGGAACAUGAAGCGACGGUAUUUGCGGUUCUUGCUGGAGAAGGUUGAUACCAACUCAGACGAAGCGACGGAAAUCAACGAGCAGCUGCUUCGGCUGGACACGCUUCGCCUUAUCGACCCGUACGAGGUGGACGCCGAGUGGCAGAACUUCCUGUACCACCAGAACCUCACCAAGCACUGCAUCCAGCUGUUCAAGACGGACAUGGCCGCCGCCUGUCUGAUCUGGUCGCGCCACAUCUCGUCGAUCAUCCUGAGCAUGGACGCGUUGAAGAUCACCAACGUGCUAAAGUCUAUUCCGGAGGGUACGCCGCCGCUGCAGCUAAUCCAGUGGUUGAUGCACUUUGUACCGCCGAUUCUGCAGCACUUGCCGCAGAUGAUGCGCAUUUUGGUGACGUUUGUGAUUGGGAAGACGAAGGCACUCCAGUUUGCGCCGUUUUGGCCGAAAGUUGGGUUGACGUUCAUUGAUGACGUGAUCGCGAUCUUCAAGGAUGUCAAGUUCCCGAUCAUGGACAUGCGGCUGCAGUACGAGACGAACAUGGACGAGAUGCAGAAUCUGAGCGAUGCGUUGCGAAAUCUGACGCUGCUGAAGGAGAACUUCAGCUUGAACGCUAGCAUUGAUAACUUUUUGCAGGAGAGCAAGGAGCACACGGCGUUCCGGCUGCUGCAGAUCGUUCAGCUGUCCAAUUUAAAGCGACUUGUGACGGAGUUCUUGCAGCCCAUGUUUUUAGGCCAAGAGCAGAAGCUACAAGCGUCGAUCAUGCGUUACAUUCAGUUCUUGAUCUCGAAUCAGAACACCAGCUACUGGGAGGAUCGAUCAGUCGCCCUGGUCGAGAUGAUCCACAACGAAGACAGCAAGCUCAACUACAUCCUGGACAUCCUGAAAUCAUCCCCAGUCCCGUGGUCCCAGGUCAUCGCUCCCCUCGCAAGGUACGCCCACUCGGAUCACCCGAUCGCGGCCAAGAUCCUGAUUGAGCAGCGCACCCAAAUGGUCAAAAUCAUCAAGGUCAAGUACGGCUGGCCGGCAAAGAGCCAGGAGUGUUUACGGAUGCUCGCGAACCGAGUCCUAAAAAUGCGCGACGCCAACAUGCUCAACGACAUCCGCGAACUCACCGACUCCGCCCCGGAGAUCUGCUACGCCGUGGACAUGAACGUAAUGCUCCGUCUCGCCGAAAGCAGCGAGUUCGUACCCGCGCUGCGCUACAUUGACGGGUUGGGCGAGAUACGGCGCCAGGAGUGCUGCCAAGCGGUAGUCGAGAUGAUCGUGCAGAUCUUGGACACGAGUCCGGCGAAUCCGCACACCGAAAGCUACGUCGAGUUGAUGCGAAUGCUCAAGUCGCGCUGCACGGCGUUGACGCAGUUCGAGGUUCAGGAGAUGCUGAACAUCAUCAGCUUGAGGGGUGAGUUUCAGCUGGACGUGCGCCGUGAACACCUGGUCAACGAGAGCGAUCGGCAGCGACUGUUGGAGGUUGGGAUUGGGAAUCAUCUGGAGCGGAUUCGCGAUGAUCGCGAGGGGUUCGUGCCGGCGUUGCUCGGAGGCUUGAAGCGCUUGGCGGAUGCGUUGAUGUACGACUUCUUGGAGGCGCUUUAUGAAGUGCUGAAGCGGAUCGGCAAUAUCCACGUGAGCUGUACCGUGCUGUCGAAGGUCGCGGAAAUGAUCGACCCGAAUCACGAGACUCACGAGAACAUUCACCGCUUGGUGGCACUCAUCGUAACGCAGCAGAUUAAGUGCUUCGAGGACUCCAGCUCCGGUUGGGAGGUCGAUCCGUUGACCUACCCGCUUGCGGAUCGCCUUCUUCGGAUGUGCUACGACGAAUCGACCGUCAACGUGGUUACAAAGCUGGAACUCCUGCGCUGGGUAGAACUGGGCGCUAACUACUUUGAAGGAGACGUCCUGAAAGAGUACGGCAAGCGAUCGAUGCUGCCGGAGAAGGUAUUCAAGAACCUGUACGAACCGACCUGUGUGAAGAGCGCUCCUACACGGAAGAGCACGAAGCGUGACUCCCUGUCGACCUUCAACGUAGUCCACACCGAAGAGUGUAACAUGGAGGUCGCGACCAACAUCGAUGACCAGGAAGCCACCAUCAAGUGCAUCGGACAAGCUCUCCAGGUGGUCGUGGCGAGUCUUCAAACCGACUGCAUGGAACCGCCACAUCGAUACUUCCACGAGCUCAUGGCUCCCAUCGAUGGAGAAUCGGUCAAGAAGGAGUGCCAAGCCACACUAGAGUCGCUCGUUCGCCAUAAAAAGUACCCCGACGCGGUCAAACUGGUCCAGUUGGUACUCUCCUACGAGCCGGAAACCGGCCCGAUCAUCCCGGCGGACUUUGCCGAAAACCUGCGCCGCAAAUCGCUCAAAUACUUCCUGUCCCAAAAGGAACCGGACUUCAGCAUGGCCGUUUCCGUGCUCUUCCACUGCUUCUCCCGCGACAAGUGUCUCGAGUACCUCCGCGUCAACAUGGUUAACGAAUCCCAGCGGGCCGCCUUCCACACGCUGCUCGAGUUCUACUACAUCAACAUCGGCGAGAUGGAGCGGGCCGUCGAGGAACGUGGCCACCGGAUGCGCUUCAACUUCUUCUACGAGCUGUGCAAGCUGGACCCGUCACUCAAGACCAAGAAGAGCCUCGCCUUCCACAACAUCGCAGACCUUACCAAGGAGAUGAAGAGCAAGGUGUUGAGCGUGGAUUUGCUGCGCAAGAUGAGCGAGAACUUCUCUUGGGACUACCAGCAGGUCCUAGUGUCUCAGGUAGUCACCAUCCUUGGCAUGCAAGAACUCGAGUUCGACGUCCAACAGGACAACUUUGGCAAGGAGGUCGUUGUCAUCAAGACCACACCCGAGGACAUCCUGCGUCAGUGCCAACCGUACAUCAACGAGGUCACUAACCACGUUCUGCUCGGCACCAAACUAACCAAAUUCGUCGAGGAGAUGAACUUCUACUUCUACGAGCUGUACCUCACCGUCCUGGACAUCUUCUCCCAAAUCGAGCAGUCCACCGAGGAAAUGACCGCAUGGAAGCGAAUCCUGGUCUACCUCCGCGACGGAAUGACCGCCAAACGUAAUCAUCGCGCCGGCCAAAUCGAACUGGACGCCUGGCUCAAGCUCCAACCCGACGGUGGAAUGCUACCCAAAAUCGCCAAAUACCGACUCCCGUUCCUGCUCCUGAUUCGUCACCCCCUGAAGAGUCUCCUCAAGGAAGAAAUCACCAUCGACAACUACAAAAAGAUCCUGGUGCUCGUACAGCUUAAGGCCCAACUCGAAAGUAUGGACCCGAUCGAGCUGCAGGACUACUUCUGCAAGUCGGCCGUCAUCAACUCGAUCAGCGAGUACAAGAUCCAGGCGGAGGAACAGUCGCCGGCCACCGGGUGGCACCUGCAGCCGGUCAACAAUGCGUUCCUGCAAGCGAUCCUGCGCGUGGUCGACUGCGUUUCGGACCAGUCCUCGAAGCUGUUCAUCCUGUACUACGUGAGCAAUAAUGCGCCGGAGGGCGCCGACCAGGUGGAGGCCGCCUACGAGUGCUACAAGUUUGCGCGCCAAAACGAGGACGCGCUGGCGGCGAACGCGGACGCCAAGGACAAGAUGGACAAGAUCAUGCGCAAGUAUCCGAUUUUCAAGACGCAACACCUGCUGCUGCAGUACGGCAUUAACGACGACAAGCUGUUUGCGCUGAUCAAGAACCCGCGGGAGUUGAUUACGGCGCUGUACAGCGAUACGCUGCAGAGGAAGGUGGACGUCAACGGGUUGGUGGGUGAGAUCGCCAAGUUGCACAGCUUGGACAUUGACGCCAUACAGGUUAGCUUGAUCCAGAAGUGGUUAUCGAUUCUGGGGUCGACCAACGAUUCCACUGGGGAUAUGGAGGAGACGCUGUACGAGGAUCACAACAUGUCGGUGGAAGAUUCGGAUAUUGCGGCGUCGGCCGAUGAGUACGUCGCCAGGGCGCAUUACAUUCUGAAGAGUUGGGACAAGGAGCAGAGUGUGCAGUUUUUGAUUUCGCAGCUUUGCACGGGAGAUGCCGGGGUUGACACGAAGAAGCAGCUGCAGAUCUACGACUGCUUCAGCAAGCUGAUCGACGAUCAGUGCAUGUCCUACGUGCAAGAGGACGUCUUCAAUCCCAGUCACUACAUGGUGUUGAAGUGCAUCUACCUGCUGAAAUCGCUGGGCUUCAACAACCUCACUGUGAAUAAGUUUGAAGAAACGGAGAAGAUGGGCUUGCUGAAACGCUUGUGGACGUCACACGCCACCAACACCAAGGGUCUGGAGGUGAUCGCGUACGUCUGUCUAGGCUACAACAUCUUCGUACCGCAGAUCUGGAACGGUGUCCUGAAGCAGAUGGCCCGCACCAACAUGAUCUCCCACCUGGCGAUGCUGCUGGACAUUGUGUCGGCCCGCGAGCAGCUGACAAACCUAGAAGGCUUCCGAAUGGCGUGGGAAGCGGUCAUCAAGGCACCCUUCCGAAACGCCGAUCGCGUACGAUCGUUCGAAGACGACGCCCAACUUGCCAAAUCGUUGAUCCUACUGCAAAAGUGCCCAAUUUCGGCGUCCCUUAACCUGGUGGACAUCGCCGAGGUGUGCAUCAACGCGAACCGAGUCAACAUGGCGGCCGUACUGGUGCCGUAUGCCGGUGAGAACCAGAAGGCGGCAUUGAAGAAGCUAAUCCAGAACAACCCGGAGCCGAACCUGCGCCAGCAGGUGCUCGAGCUGGAAGAGUUUGGCAUCGCGUCCGUCGUGACGAAGGCCGUCUGCAGUGAGCUCAAUCUGCACAAGUGAUGAUCAGUAUUAUGUGUUACGUCUACAAAUCCCCGUUUUGAGUCUCAGAAGUGUUUAAUUGCCAAAUUUUUAACAUUAGCGUUAAGAUUUCUAUAAACAUUGAGCAGAGCUAA
Culex pipiens pallens (northern house mosquito) is the source of this 6350-nucleotide messenger RNA. RefSeq lists its product as uncharacterized. The record is from RefSeq and is a predicted model, not a curated record. Gene Ontology annotation, biological process: protein localization to kinetochore involved in kinetochore assembly; mitotic spindle assembly checkpoint signaling; mitotic sister chromatid segregation. Gene Ontology annotation, molecular function: small GTPase binding. The coding region runs from base 145 to 6237 and encodes 2030 amino acids. Gene Ontology annotation, cellular component: kinetochore microtubule; RZZ complex; cytoplasm. The transcript is spliced from 6 exons. NCBI's taxonomy places the organism in Eukaryota, Metazoa, Arthropoda, Insecta, Diptera, Culicidae.